CGUGACUGCCUUGACAUCAACAGCAUAAAGCUAUCGACAGUGGCUGCGGUGUCUGUUAUUGCUGUGUGUUCGGGGAACUUUAAUGCGAUCUUAACAUGUGGAAGCAAAUAACAUUUGUUUUGACGGUGUUGAUAAUCACAACAAACAAUUUAGUUAACUCAGUGGUCAUAUGUACACCGCCGUGGAAAAAAGUACACCGCGGCUGUUACAUGUUCAACAGGCAUCUGUCCACAUGGUACGAUGCUCAGCAGGUCUGUCAAAGAAAUGGGGGCUACCUGGCGUCCAUGUCGAGCAGAGCAGAGGCGGUGCGGGUAUUGCUGAACAUCCACCCCCUGAUCCGGACAUCGUCUAUGAAGCACUGGUGGCUGGGGUUGUCCCUCAAUAAAACAAUCGCCAAGUGGAAGUGGGAGGACGGAAGUGAUCUCCAAACCAGUGUCAUUGCCUGGAAACCCGGUGAGCCCAACAACUCCCUGAGAGACGAACAGUGUGGCGAGAUGAACAUACAGGGCAAACUGAACGACCAGAAGUGUGACUCCCUCAACCCUUUCAUCUGCGAGCAAUACCCUCCGACCUUGCCGCCACCUUCCACAACAACAGUGGCGACAACUACGGACGACCCAGAAACAACCAUGGACAUGCUCACCCCCACCACGAGGAAUCAUGGGCACACAGUGAAGACAACCACCUUCUUCAACCUGAACAAGACAAUUACUGUUGGGUACAAACAACGAGAGACGGUAUCGGUACAACCUGGCGAAGAGAGCUUACCAGAAAUGACCACUGGGUCAGACAAGUCGAGAGAAGAGAAACCCUUAACACAUACUACAGACCCCACCAGCAACUCUUCAACGGGUAAAUUGACUACUUCAAGGCCAUCAAAUAUUGUGAAAACGACUUUAAAAUCUGCUUCUUCGCGUCGUGAUAAAACGACAAGAAUGUCUUUGAAUACGGAUACAGUCCAAUCAUCUUCUGGACUUCACAAAACACGUGCCCCCAACGAAGCAGACGGAAAUGUAGAAAAAAUCCAAUGCGACCCUCUGGAAGCGUACGAUAUAUCUUGGCCAAGGGCAACCAAGGGGGAGGUAGUCAGCCGCCCUUGCAAGACUGGAACUGGGUUUGCCACGUGGACUUGCGAUGAGAAAACAGCAGAAUGGAGAGAAAUGCCGAAUAUUGACGAUUGUGUAUCAAAAGAUAUUGAGAGAAUCCUUGACCAGACACUGAGUACGUCAGAGGACGUGUCACAGCUGACGGCAGAUCUAGUGGACGCGCUACAGGCCGGGGGCGGGAGAACGGUGGCGGACAUCGUCACCACAGCCCGGGUCCUCAAGUCUAUCCCUGCCAUUCAAGCUAAAGACGAGGAGGAAUUCAGAACACUAGCUCAGGACACUAUUUCGAUCGGCAGUCUUUUGGUGAAACAAACAAUGGACUCAACAGACCUGUCGUCUGCUGACAAAAAGCGCGCGGCGUCCGUCCUUCUGUCGGCCGUUGAGGAAGUCGCCAGCGAGCUGUUGGACUCCAUUGACAAGCCAAUAGCUUUCCAAACUAAAUCCCACACUAUACUUGCCAUGUUCUACGUUUUGGACGCCGCCUCUGUCACCGACUUGAAUUUCAACACCGAUGAUUCUGGCUCCAAUUUUCUUAUCCCUGAACACACAAUAAAACAAUAUAAUAAAAAUGGUUUGACAAAGGUUGUGUUUAUGAAGCACUCAAACGCCGCUGAUCUGCUUCCGGUCCCUGAUAUUAACUACACGAUUCUAAAAGACAUUCUCAGUGCCUCCAUUCCUGGUUUUGAUGUGAGGGAUCUAAAUGAUCCUGUAACAUUCACCAUGAAACUACAGAGGAGCAGACGCUCAGGGUCCUCAAUAGCUACUCCUCUGUGCUCCUUCUGGAAUUUCUCCAAAGGAGAAGUAGGCGAUUGGUCUCAGGAAGGCUGUUCUUUGAAGGAAGUGAACAACACACAUGUGACUUGCCAGUGUGAUCACCUGACAAACUUCGCGGUUCUGAUGGACGUUUCGGGAGUAGAGCUGGGUUAUCAACAUGUGUUGUCUCUGACCUUCAUAAGUUAUAUUGGUUGUAUCAUUUCCAUCAUCUUUCUGGCCACCAGUUGGUUAACAUUUCAAUGUCUAGGGUCAUUACAAGGUGAAAGGAACUCAAUUCACAAGAAUCUUGUAUUCUGUCUCUUCGCAGCAGAGGUUAUCUUUGUUUUUGGCAUUGGGAGAACGGAACAAAAGGUCGCCUGUGCCGCCAUAGCGCUUCUCUUGCACUUCUUCUUUCUGUCUGCCUUCACUUGGAUGUUGAUGGAGGGGAUACAUAUCGUUGUCAUGUUGGUACAAGUCUUUGAUGCCGCCAAAUCCCGGCUCAAAUACUACUAUCUCGUUGGCUACGGUGCCCCAGUCAUAGUGGUCGCUACAACAGCUACCACGGACUUCACGGCGUACGGCACCGACAACUAUUGUUGGCUGACGACACAGAAUUGGUUUAUUUGGAGUUUUGCGGGCCCGGUUGCUCUUGUGUUGGCAGUAAAUGCCAUAGUACUCUCUUAUUCCAUGUCAAUGGUUUGCAGACAUUCCGCUUACGUGUUUUCUCAAGAUCGUUCACAAUCUGGAACGUUUAGAGCUUGGAUUCAGGGAGCCUUGGCUAUCGAGGUUCUGCUCGGUUUGACCUGGGUGUUUGGAUAUUUUUUCAUCAAUAAGGAGACGGUGGCAGUAGCUUACAUAUUCACCAUACUCAACAGUCUUCAGGGACUUUUCAUCUUUAUAUUUCAUUGUGCAAUGAAUAGAAAGGUAAGAGGUGAGUACAAGAAACUUGUACGUCUCAGCAAGAGAGCGCCCUCAACAACCACCAAACCACAGUCGAACACCGCCCGGAAGCAGAGUGGAUCUUAUGAACUCUAUGUUCCUUCCUCCUAACUUUGAAGAGUUCCAAUCGCCAUUUGUGCUGUUUGCAGAUUGCGACGUCUUAUAAAGUGUACUUACCUGACAUUUGAUCGUGUGAAAUAACACACUAAUAUUGAUGAUCCAAAGUUGUACAGAUCUAGAACUGUGAUUUAUAACGAUGCGCAUGCCCUAAGCAGUGUAAGAGAUCAUAAGAUAUUACGCAUUGUUUGGGGGGGGGUCGUUCAAAAGUCGAUAGGCGUAAUAUUUUUUAAAGAUACAUAAUGAUUUAUGUAAUUAUAGUUUAAGGAAAACAAUUAUGUGUCAUCUAAUAGGAGUCUUGACCGCCGAAGGAGAUAAAACGGUUAAAAAUAAAUGUAAUGCAAAGUGUUUAUGAAGUGGGCAUCUUAUCUAAAUGUGUAGUAGAAAAAAAAACACUUUUAUUUUGCUUAAAAUUUACCGAGUUCUGUCUCAGGCUGAGUAAAGUUCCCGGAUCAAACUCGUGCAAUACUGUUAUGUUUACGUGUACAUUUUAUUUUUAUAUCAUAAUGACCUGCAGUAUUAUAGAAAUGUCAUAAUGAGAUAAACUAAAUGUGGAUCAUUGCUUUUGUAAAUAGAUUUUUCUUCUUUCUUAUUCAUUUUUGUGGAUCGUUUUAGCACAAUUGUAGAAUUUUAAGGGUAACAAAGACAUUUCCUUAUUUUUUUUUGUAUGACGAGAAAAUGAAUUUGUAGAAAUUAUGUCUGUUUUAUUUGUUGUGUAUAGUUUUUUCUUAAAAUGUUGACCCAAAUUUAUUGUACUUGAUAAGUGCAUAUAUUAUACUUUUUUCUGUAAUAAAAAAGUCCCAUACACAAUUGCAAUAAUGUAUAAAAUCACAAAAGUUUCUAUAGAGAUUAUGAAAUGUAUAAAACCCAGUUUUCGUAUAGAAAUGUGUUUCGUACUGUAUGUUUAUUUUUCAUGAUAAUAUACAAUGUACUGAUAUUUUGCUCAGGGUUGUAUAUAUAUAAUUUCACAAGGUCCUUUAGCGAUGUACAUUUAUCACUGCUAAUAUUAAAAAAAUAUUCGGAAUCGUCAUUGUCUUUAAGUGCUUCCAGAAUUAAACAGUAUGACUGCAUGAUUAAAAUACAUAUUGUUCUAAGUAUUUAAAAUUUUGCUGAAACUUUUUAUAACAAAAGAAGAGGACACACCCACCAUACAUGUAUAUGUUGUUGACCUGUCCGUCUGUAUGUUGACUUGUUGUUUUGUUGUAGCUGUAAAGGUUUGUUGUUUUUGUUUGCUAUAAAUGAUGCUUCACUGCCAAGUACUAACGUUUGUCUACAUGUUUACCAAUCAUUUUGUACUCAAUUUUAUACAUUCUUUUACAAUAAAUUGUUUUACGUAUA
Molecule: messenger RNA, 4253 nt
Organism: Magallana angulata
Lineage: Eukaryota; Metazoa; Mollusca; Bivalvia; Ostreida; Ostreidae
Product: adhesion G protein-coupled receptor L3-like
Exons: 19
Coding region: 96-2909 (937 amino acids)
Biological process (GO): adenylate cyclase-activating G protein-coupled receptor signaling pathway; cell surface receptor signaling pathway
Cellular component (GO): membrane
Molecular function (GO): G protein-coupled receptor activity
Source: RefSeq, a predicted model, not a curated record